Molecule: messenger RNA, 1909 nt
Organism: Annulohypoxylon maeteangense
Lineage: Eukaryota; Fungi; Ascomycota; Sordariomycetes; Xylariales; Hypoxylaceae
Product: glycoside hydrolase superfamily
Exons: 2
Coding region: 124-1827 (567 amino acids)
Biological process (GO): carbohydrate metabolic process
Cellular component (GO): beta-galactosidase complex
Molecular function (GO): beta-galactosidase activity
Source: RefSeq, a predicted model, not a curated record
GUUUAACGUCGCGAGAACUACCUAGAUUUUCAAGCCCAACCCCCAAUCCCCGAAUUUGAAUUACACCAUUUAUAUCAGGUAUACUACCUAGGUAUUAACUAGUCGCUCAAGCCUCUAAAGACAAUGGACAUCUCGUCUAUACCCCACCUUGUUAAGACGGAAAAUUCAUGGCAACUUAUCGUCCAUGGUAAACCCUUCCUCAUGUUGCCAGCCGAGUUGCAAAACUCGUCUUUUACGUCUCAUGAGUACAUGUCUACCGUAUGGCAGAAGUUGGUAGAUAGUAAUGUGAACACUGUUCUGGGCUGUGUCACCUGGGAGAUGAUUGAGCCGAUUGAAGGCCGGUUUGAGUUCUCUGAGCUCGACAAGAUCAUACAGGGGGCUAGGGAACAUGAGCUACAUGUUGUCUUACUUUGGUUUGGUUCAUUCAAGAAUGGCCUCUCUACCUAUGUACCGCCUUGGGUAAAGACGAACCCGAAACGCUUCCCAAGAGCCAAGUUGCGUAAAGCCGGUGGUAUCUUGGAAACUGCUGAUGUCCUCUCCAUAUUCCACCCCGAAACAUUGGAGGCUAGCGGAAAAGCAUUUCAAGCGUUGAUGAAUCAUCUAAAGAUCGUCGACAUGGAAUUUUCCACCGUUCUUAUGGUACAAGUUGAGAACGAGACUGGUUUACUAGGGGACUCGCGAGAUGCUUGUGGAGCCGCCAACCAAAAGUUCGCUGAAGCAGUUCCUAGGAAUUUGAUUAUUUUCCUGGUAGAUACCUGGGAUUUACUACAUCCCGAUCUACAAGAGAUCAUUAGUCCGGCCUUCAGACAUCUAGAAGGUAAAUAUCGCGAAGGAAGCUGGGAGCAGGUCUUUGGCAAAGGCCCAAGGACAGACGAGCUCUUCAUGGUCUAUCAUUAUGCUCUCCAUUUCAAUAAGAUAGCAAUCAUAGGCAAGUUCUGUUAUGCGAUUCCCUUAUACACCAAUACCUGGAUGAAUUAUUCCGGUGAUAACCCAGACAACGCCUUUCCUGUUGUUGCUGGGGGUGGCGGAAUGCCCGGCGACUAUCCUUCAGGUGGCCCAGUCAGCAAUGUGCUAGAUAUUUGGCAGCAGUUCGCCCCAUAUUUGGACUUUAUCUCCCCUGAUAUCUACCUUAACGAUUACGAAAGUUCAUGCGCGAAGUAUCGUCAUCGAAACCAGCCCCUUUUUAUCCCUGAACAGAGGCGAGAUGACUACGGUGCACGACGUAUCUGGAUUGCGUAUGGGUCCUAUGCCGCCUUAGGAGCGUCUCCAUUCGGAAUUGAUACGGUGGACCCGGAUGAUAACGCCUUCACCAAGCACUUUGGCUUACUCAAAUCCGUAUCUGCGCUGGUGCUUGAAGCUCAGCGUCGCCCGGGCUCGUCUGUCGGAUUUUGCUUCGACGAGCUGCCACAAAAUGCACUGGUAGACCCUGCAAGACCCAUAGUACGACACUGGGGUGGCUUCGAGAUUACUAUUGAGCCAUGUUUCGUGUUUGGAAAGCGUGAUACUGGUGCCGGUAUGGUCAUCCACCGCGGUGGUGCCAAAUUUCUACUCAUCGGGUGGGGUUUCCAGGUGCGCGCCAAAUCACUUUCCCCAAAGGCUACCUUUACGGGGAUCUUGAGUUUCGAAGAAAAAGCUGUAGUCAACAGUGAGACGGGCGAGUUGAAGACUCAGAGGCGAUUGAAUGGCGAUGAGACGCGGAGUGGAAAAUUCGCCAUGAUGCCCAGCGAGAAUCCUGAUUAUGGUGGUUUUCCUAUCAGCGUUACUGUCCCUGCAAGGACUAUGAUUGCGGAACUGGAGGUCUAUUCCCUGGAAGAAGAUGAUGAAUAAUACUGGCUACCUUGAAUGCGGUGUGUCUAAUAGGUAGUUGGUUUGAUUCCAGAAAAUAUUGUUUAUUCAACAAGUGUGCAAA